Molecule: messenger RNA, 2529 nt
Organism: Myripristis murdjan (pinecone soldierfish)
Lineage: Eukaryota; Metazoa; Chordata; Actinopteri; Holocentriformes; Holocentridae
Product: mRNA decay activator protein ZFP36
Exons: 2
Coding region: 96-1415 (439 amino acids)
Molecular function (GO): mRNA binding; metal ion binding
Source: RefSeq, a predicted model, not a curated record
CAAUGUUAACUUCACUUGAGGCUGGACGCAGGUAGUCAACAUUGAUAAGGACAAAGACUGGCAGACACCUUCUUUUAGCCACAGAGGUAUACAGCAUGUCCGAUAUGCUUGACGACAUCUUGAAACAGAACUUUAUUAACCUGGCGCGGGAUGAUGCCUUCCCCCCGGCACAGUCUCAACUCAAAGUCCCGGGGCACAGCCGGCUGACCCGGUCGACGUCCUUCUUCUCUUCCCCCUCUCCUCCCCCCUCCUCCACCACCUCUUCGAGGCAGAGCCUGAGCUCGGAGCACGUUAACAAUGACGAUGACAGCAGCCCUUUCUGGCCAGACAACAUCUGGAGCCAGGCCACUCUCUCUAAGCCGCAGCAGCUUCCCUUCAGGCCCGAUCGCUCCAUGAGCCUCACUGAAUCCAGCAGCGCCCUGCUCUCCUCCUUCGUGCAGCUGAAGGGCCUGGAGGCCUUCUCCUCAGGGCCUGCUACUGUAGCUCCCCCACCAGGCUUCCCUCCUUCCUCUUGCCUCCCAGUGCAGACCCCAACAGCGCUCCCUUCUAACCGCUACAAGACUGAGCUCUGCCGUGGCUUCCAGGAAAGUGGCAGCUGCAAAUAUGGCAGUAAGUGCCAGUUUGCCCAUGGAGAGGCUGAGCUUCGUGGGCUGUACCGCCACCCUAAGUACAAGACGGAGCCCUGCAGAACUUUCUACAACUUUGGCUACUGCCCCUAUGGCACACGCUGUCACUUCAUCCAUGAGGAGAAAAUUGGCAGUGGCCCCUUAGCACCUGCCAAAUUUCCAAAUCAGCGGCAACCACCACAAACCACUGCCACAGCCACCGGUGGUCAGAACCCACGCCACCAGCUUCGCCAGAGCGUCAGCUUUGCUGGGUUCCUUGGCUCAUCGCGCAGCUCACCUCCUCCUGCCUCUUUCCCUUCAUCUUUCAAUGAUCCCAACCUGGGCUUCAGUCGCGCUCCCUCUGUUUCUCCACCUCCUGCUGAUCUCCUCUCUCCAGUGUUUGGUGACACCCUUCAGCGUGAGGCAGCAACAGCAGCAUUCCAGUUCGGCCACCACCAGACCCGUUCCAGUGCCGGGGACAUCCACAACAUUCCUCUCAUAGUGGAGCCCAAGCCUUCACGCUGUGUUUGUGGCCACGGAAAUAACUUCCAAACUCUGAGCAGCACCAACAGCAAAGCUUUCUCUAGCAUGGAUGAUAGCCUCCACCAAGAAACCAGUGUGCUGUUUCCAAACGCCCUGGGCCAUGGAGGAUUUAUGAAGCCUCCUGCACUGCAGCGUUUCUCCUCUGAGGAUUCACUGGAAGACAGCUAUAGCAGCAGCGGAGGCUCCAGUGGUACCGAGUCACCAACUUUCGAUGGAUCAGCCACCAAGAGGCUCACCGUGUUUGAGAGGCUUUCCCUGUCUGACUAAAAGAGUCCAAAAGAAAAAAUCGACACCCAGUUAACUGUGCCAAUGUGGACUUUUUCUCUGCUCUCUUUAAAAACAGAUUCAUCAGGACCUGUCACCUUUUGAUGACACAGCAACACUUAAGACACUUUUAAUUUAUGUGUGUACAAAUGGAAUUCAUCUUGGAGAAACUACAGACAUUGCUUUGACAUUGCUUUGGUACACAAAUGUUACCAGAAUCUAUUUUUAUACUUAAUAUUGCGUAGCUAAUUAGACAUUUGUAUGCUAUCUGCCAUAAGAAUUAACUGCUCUGCAGGCCUUGAUGGCCAAGAGUCUGGUUCGUAGCUACAGCAAAUAUGUAGUGAUCAAAUGGCGUAUCAAUAUUGACAAUGAGUAAUUCCUGUGCCUUAAAGAUUCUUCCUCCUUCACUAGAUGGGCUAUUUACUCUCAGUGCCAUAAACAGUAUAUUUGAUUUGUAGCCUUAAUCAAUGUGACCUGACAAGUGUCACUAAUGACAUUUAAUAUGUGAUAUGCACUUUACAGUUUAAAAAAAAAAAAUGGGAGAAACCGUCAAAAUGUCUCCCGGUAGCAUACAACCAAAGCUUCAUAAUUCACUAUGUUCUGUACCUGGUUUUGUAUAUUUGCGUGUGUGUGUGUGUGUGCGUAUGUGUGUGUGUGUGUGUGUGUGUGUGUGCAUGUAACCUUGUUAUUCUCCGCCACCUGGGGUGCAUUCAAACAUGAAAUGCACAUUGAAUACUCAAAGAUCAAAAUGUACUCAUAGUUCUCAAUGUCUUUUUGUCAUCCAGUUUAGACCUGUAUAAGAGAUUUGCUACCCUUAUCCAGUCUAUUUCUAUGAGAUUUGACUCUGUAAAACAUCAUGUGAUUGUCACUGGUUUGAAAAUUGCACCCCUGUCUUAUUGUCCCCUGUUUGUUUGACAACCUUGGUUGGUUCCUAACCCUGAAGGUUGGAGAAGCUUAUUGGUCCAGGGACUUUAACACCGCAGUAUUCCUUUUGGUUAUUGGUUGCCUUAUUUGCAUUGUUUAACUUAAACUAAUAUAUUUAUUAUGAUAUUUAUUUGUGUAAAAAAAAAAACAAAUGUAUUUUGUACUUUAUUUAUGGAGAACUAUUCCAUUAUCU